Molecule: messenger RNA, 2395 nt
Organism: Drosophila bipectinata
Lineage: Eukaryota; Metazoa; Arthropoda; Insecta; Diptera; Drosophilidae
Gene: ida
Product: anaphase promoting complex subunit 5 ida
Biological process (GO): positive regulation of mitotic metaphase/anaphase transition; protein K11-linked ubiquitination; anaphase-promoting complex-dependent catabolic process
Cellular component (GO): anaphase-promoting complex
Molecular function (GO): protein binding
Source: RefSeq, a predicted model, not a curated record
AAAGUUGGCUGCAGUUGAAGUUUUUGUUUUUAUUUUGCCGGGAAUUAAAAUCGAAAACUACAUUUUCCUGGCGCAGAACAGCCAUGAACCUUUUCGAGGAGCUGGACACCCUGGAGCCCGCAGCGAAACUAGUGCCGCCGCGGCUCGAGCCGCCCACGGCCCACAAAAUUACUAUGCUGAUACUGUUGAAACAAUAUGUUAUCAACAAAAAGGCAUGUUUGGAUACCGGGAUAUCCAUGGCCACCAAGCGGCGCCGCAUGUUCUAUAUGCUUAUCUUCAAAUUGAUUCAGGAGGCGGACAAGACCUACAGCGAGCUGCACAGUCUACUGACCACUGGGAAAUACAGGCUGGAUCCCCUGUUGUUGGAGGCUUUUGAAAAGGCCAUGUCAGAGUUUUGUGCCGGUAGCAUUGAGGUGCUCUUCGACUUUGCAGAGAUCCAGAACAUCGAUGAGAUUCUGAAUGAGAACUAUGGGAUAAGCCAGUUCAGUAUGGUGGGUGUUUACGUUCGUCGAGUGGGUGUUGUCCUCGAACGCCUUAGUUUCGCGGAGAUGAUGGAUAUGUACAAGAAUAUUUGCUCAUACUACGAACGAGGCGUUCGAGCUGCUGCCACGGGCACCAGAAAGGCUGUUGCUGGGGGAAUCCUACACCGUGAGGAAACCCCUCCGCCCGUCCAGGCGGAUACUGAUAAAUCUGGACUUAAGGAAAAGGAUAAUUCGUUGACUGGCUACUUGGCAGAACGGAGUACCCUGAGCAGAUGGGGGCCCAAACAGGCAAAGUUUUUUAUCAACAAGCAAUCUGAGUUGCUGGAGAGUAACGAACGAAAUGCCCUUGCACCCAUGGAGCUGCAGAAAAAAGUCCAAGAAAUCAUCAGAGACCUUCCACUGGCAACCACUCCCUAUUUCCUGGGAUACAUGAACCAGCUGCGUGUGAGGGAUUACUAUAACGCACUGAACGCUCUUCACCGAGCAUUGGACAGGAGUCCGGUAAGACUGAUGGGCCAGGAAAAAGGAUACCAGUACUUUUGUGUAAACCUGGCGGUGCUGCAUGCCACCUUCGGCCAUCGAGACGAGGCGCUGGCUGCCCUCAAGGAGAGCACAAUGUUAGCCCAGGAACAUAGCGAUAAAAGCAGUCUGAAUCUAGCCAACACUUGGUAUUGCCUCUUGCGGGAUGAGCUGCCUCUAUCCGCGAUCCAAAAGAGCGUGCAAGAGGCCAACGAAGUGGAUGGAUCCCUGCUUCAGAACUACACCCUGGCUUUGCAUUUUGCCGUCAAACUGGGAACGGUGGCAGGCUAUCAGCCCCUGAAACUCUUCGAUCUCCUUCAGCGUAGUGAUAAUCUAACCAACCGCAACAACUUUGCGGAUCACUCCUCGGAUGCAUUGGCUUUGAGAAGUGCCGUGUGGUGCGCUUACGGAAGGCACGAAUUAGCUGCUCUGUACUCCCAAGUCCUGUUAUCAGUCCGAGAUCGGGCGGAAUAUUGUUCAGCCGGACUAGGCAGUGCCUUGUCCAGCUACGCCCUGUGGCUCCAACUUCAGGGGGAAUCUCGAUUGGCCAAGGUGCUACUCCAGCAGGCGAAGGAACGUUUUCCCCGAUUGCCCAGCGCCGAGGGUUGGAUGAUCAGUCAGUGCCAUGUGAUCAUCCAAAGUGGGAUAUACCAGUGCCGCUGGCACGAUGCCUUAAAAGCCUGUGAUCAGCUUUACCUGCUGGACCCCUCGGAUGCACUGAUGCAACGAGCUUCAAUUUACGUAGCCAAACGAGAGUUUUUCAAUGCUCGAAGACUGCUGGACAAGCUGGCCACUAAGGAUCAACUGCCGUUUCUUCUGCGUAUGCGGGUUCAAGUAUUACUCGGCUACUGCAGCAUGACAGAUGGACGUUUCUCCAGCGAGACUUCCAUGCUUCUGCUGCGUGUUGCUGAAAACAUGGCAGAGUGCCAGAUGGAUUACGAACUAGCCUUGGUGGACAUGCUGCUGGCGCAGCAACUACUGCUUCUAGGACUGCCCCAGAAGGCCUAUCAGUCGAUUAAGCGGUGCAUGCACGACAUCCACAUCAACGGAGGACUCUACGAGAGAGCGAAGUCAGACUUUGUUUUCGUACGCUGCCUGCUGGCGAUUACCCCAAACAAUGUCGAGCAGCGGAAGGCGCAACUCCUUAAGUCAUUGGAUAUCCUAGAGCGCGCCGCUCAGUCCUUCAAGAAACUUUCGGCCCACGCCAAAGUCCUGGAUGUGUACGUGUUUCUGGCGCAGCGAUUCAACGAAUUCGGGGAGCGUAAUUUGCGGAACAAGUACGCCGGCGAGUUCAGGCGUUACUUUACCGAGCAUCCGAUUCCUAGAGAAUAUCUCAGUAGUCCCUAGAAAAUAUAUAGUAUGUACAAAUAGAGUUUCAUGUUUCCGACCCGACA